Peniophora sp. CBMAI 1063 is the source of this 1647-nucleotide messenger RNA. Lineage: Eukaryota; Fungi; Basidiomycota; Agaricomycetes; Russulales; Peniophoraceae. The record is from the annotation of a GenBank genome assembly.
AUGUCUACUCCAAAGCACUCUAUCACCUUUACAUUCAAGCUCUCGUCCGGCUCUUCUGAGUCUACCUUCGGACCUCGAGUCGGUGUCGCGUCGAUCAUCCGGCCAGGCGAAGCACCCCUAGAAUUGCCCACGCCCGGACUCAUCACCUCCACCGUCCGAGGCGUAGUCCCGCAUCUAGCGCGCGACACCCUCCGUGCUACAGAUGCGAUCAAAUGGUUGGAUGUGCCAUUUGAGACCUUCCUAGAGAGCAAUCCACCAGUCCCCACGCUCCAAAACGGUUCCAAAGCCCUACACAAGUUUCUCAGUUUCAAAAACGACAAACAUGUCGUGUCCAUGACACUCCGAGAUCCAUUUGACACGCGCGAUAUGCCAUCCAAUGAGGCCGGGUUCGUCAACGCGUUCUGUAUCAGGGGCGUUCGCAAGUGCACACCCGAUGACUGGAGGAGAUACAUCCUGGCAUGCGAUCCUGACAUCGUAUACGCCCUCUCCGACAUACCGUUCACCUCCAUCCCGCCCUCCCAACGCCGCAUCACAAAAUCCAUCGAACGCUCCCUCUCCUGGCUCGCACACAUCCUCGCACCACUAGAUCCCCUCGACACCCCCACCUCCCGCCCGCACCUAAAUGUCUUUGCGCACAUGGCCGGACACAUUGUUCCGGAAGCGCGUCGAGCUUUCGCGGAAUCUCUGAAGGAGAAGCUAUACGGCAAGGAGCUCGACGCGAUCAAACCGUUCAAAACGCUGGACGAGGGCGUAGUGGGCUACACCUUCGACCUUGCACCCCUUCACAAGGCACUCUCGCCGCCUGGUCCUCUUACGCAUACGCCCUCUUCAACAUCCCUAAACGUCCGUGGCACGCUGGUCGAGCUCGACUCCAACCCUAACGUCCCCACGCCUUCGACCAUCGACAAACUCGUACCCUUGCUCCAAGCUUCUCUAGCGCCUUUGCCGGUCGAGAAGCCGAGGAUAGCGCACUCAGCUGGAUCGCCGCACGAGAUGCUGAUCUUGAUACGGGACGUCGGGAUGGACUUGUUCGACGCGCACUGGGCUCAACGCGCCGCGGACGUCGGAUUGGCGCUCGACUUCUCCUUCCCCGCACCCGCGUCCUCCUCCGACGCGGCAAAUACGAAGAGGGAUCUAGGGCACAACCUCUACGACACGGCCUACACGCGUGACUUCUCGCCAUUAGCAGACUGUUUCGCACCUGGCUGUGCACCACCAGACGAUGCGCGACCGAAGUGCGGCUGCAUGGCGUGUACCGUCCGCGCGCCUACGAGCGUUUUGCGACACAGCUCCAUCGACCCCCCACAAGAGUACCCAACGUCCUACUUCUACUCCCGCGCCUACCUGCACCACCUCCUCCACACGCACGAGAUGUCCGCCUCUUCAUUCCUCGUGACGCACAACAUCACCGUCUUAUCCUCGUUCUUGGCCGGCGUGCGGGAUGUGUUGGCUCACAGGUCGAAGGAGGAGUUUGAAAGGGAGACAGAGAGGUUCUUGGAGGUUUAUGAUGGGGAGUUGAAGGUGCUUGCGCGGGGGAGGGUGCAGUGGGCUGAGGUUGAGCUUGCGAGGGGACGGGGGAGGUUGGCGAGGGAAAAGGAGAAGCAGGGGAAGGAUACGUUGGGGACUGCUGUUGAGCUCGAUGAUUAG